Messenger RNA from Sinocyclocheilus anshuiensis, 3509 nucleotides. Its product is annotated as dnaJ homolog subfamily C member 10-like. Gene Ontology annotation, molecular function: misfolded protein binding; protein-disulfide reductase activity; oxidoreductase activity, acting on a sulfur group of donors, disulfide as acceptor. The transcript is spliced from 23 exons. Lineage: Eukaryota; Metazoa; Chordata; Actinopteri; Cypriniformes; Cyprinidae. Gene Ontology annotation, biological process: IRE1-mediated unfolded protein response. The record is from RefSeq and is a predicted model, not a curated record. Gene Ontology annotation, cellular component: endoplasmic reticulum lumen. Bases 230 to 2608 code for a protein of 792 amino acids.
UUUUAUUUUGAAAAUUCUCGUACUUCCGGAGUUCAGUGUUCUCUUGGCCGCUUGCUUCACGCUGCUGCAGACACCGGUGAUUCAGGAGUAAUAUGAAUUAGAGGGAAACUGGAGAGUAAUAAAGAAUAUUUAACAACAGGUGUCUUCAUUGAGGAUGAUCAUCACACUCCUGCAAGCAGUUCUCCAACCUUGAAACCCUGAAGAUCUGCACCAACAACAGCCUUCAUCAAUGGAGAUGUUCCAGAAUCACCAGAGACCCUCUAGGAAGUCGUUUCUGUUUGCUUUCAUCGCAGUAUGGCUUUUCGUAACCAUUUCCUCUGAUGAAGAUUACUACAACCUGCUAGGCAUUUCAAGAGAAGCCAGUACUCGUGAGAUUCGGCAGGCUUUCAAAAAGCUUGCUCUCACAAUGCAUCCGGAUAAAAACCCUAAUGAUGCAAUGGCCCACGAGAAGUUCUUGAAGAUCAAUCGAGCCUACGAGGUGUUGAAGGACGAGGACUUGAGGAAGAAAUAUGACAAGUAUGGAGAGAAGGGCCUGCAAGAUGAACAGCAAGGAGGAAGAUAUGAAAGCUGGAACUAUUACAGAUAUGAUUUUGGAAUUUAUGACGAGGAUGCAGAAAUUACUACACUAGACAGAGGGGACUUUGAUGCAGCUGUAAAUUCUGGCGCGGUCUGGUUUGUGAAUUUCUAUUUCCCACGCUGCUCACACUGCCACGAUCUUGCCCCCAUGUGGCGGGAGUUUGCUAAGGAAAUGGACAGUGUGAUUUGGAUCGGUGCUGUGAACUGCGGUGAUAAUGGCAUGUUGUGCCGUAGUAAAGGCAUCAACAGCUACCCCAGCCUCUAUGUGUUCAGAGCGGGAAUGAAGCCAGAGAAAUACUAUGGCGACAGAACAAAAUCAAGCCUCACCACGUUUGCAAUGCAGUUUGUGAAGAUUAAAGUGACAGAACUAUGGCAAGGGAACAUUUUCAGUGAGAUUGAUCGAGCGUUUGCUGAAAGAAUCGGCUGGUUGAUACAUUUCUGCGCAGACACUGGGGAUUGUCUGGAACCUCAGACAAGGCGGAAGCUUGCUGGAAUGUUGGAUGGUCUGGUCAAUGUAGGAUGGAUGGAUUGCUCCAAACAGGCAGAUCUGUGUGACAGCUUUGAGAUCACCACUAGCACUACUGCCCUCUUUCCCCCUGGCAGUUCUCUCGCUCAGAAAGGCAGUGUAUUGUUUAUCCAGAGUUUGGAUACUAAAGAAAUAUAUGCACAAGUGUUGCAGCAUCUGCCUGACCUGGAGAUUCUUACAAAGAGCAGCUUUGAGCAUAAAUUGGCUCAUCACCGAUGGCUCAUCAGUUUCUCCUUUGGACAUAAUGAUUUGGCAUCACAUGAAUAUAAAAAACUCAAAGCUCUUCUGAAGGACUCUCACAUACAGGUGGGGAAGGUGGACUGUGCCGCAGAUUCAGAGCUGUGUGCUUCUCUAUAUAUACAGAAGGCCUGUGUGGCUGUUUUUAAAGGAGUUGAAAUUCAUGAUUUUGAGAUUCACCAUGGUAAGGACGUCCUGUACAAUGUUGCAGCCUUUGCAAAAGAGAGUGUGAAUGCCCAUGUCACCACACUGAGUGUGGAGAACUUCCCUAGCCAUGAGAAAGAUCCCUGGCUGGUUGAUUUCUUUGCUCCUUGGUGUCCGCCAUGCCGAGCUCUUCUCCCUGAGCUGAGAAAAGCCUCCAUCCAGCUCUUUGGACAGCUGAAGUUUGGGACUCUGGACUGUACCGUGCACGAGAGGCUCUGCAAUACGUAUAACAUUCAUGCAUAUCCAACAACUGUAAUCUUCAACAAGUCCAGCAUCCAUGAGUAUGAAGGCCAUCACUCUGCAGACGGCAUCCUGGAGUUUAUAGAGGACCUGGUGAACCCUGUGGUGGUGACAUUGAUCCCAGAGUCAUUCCAGGAGCUGGUGAAGAGACGCAAGUCCUCAGAGACGUGGAUGGUGGAUUUCUACGCUCCGUGGUGUGGCCCCUGCCAGGCUCUGCUGCCAGAGUGGAGGAGAAUGGCACGGAUGCUGAGUGGGAUUGUAAACGUGGGAACGGUCGACUGUCAGAAACACCACUCAUUCUGCCAGGGUGAGAAUGUGCACGCUUACCCAGAGAUCCGCCUGUUUCCUCAGAACAGUAAUAGGAGAGACCAGUACCAGAGCUACAAUGGACGGCACCGGGAUGCCUUUUCCCUCAAGACUUGGGCCUUGAGCUCUCUGCCUCGUGCCUCAGUGGAUCUGUCACCCGAGGACUUUAAGAGAAAGGUUUUGGGAGGGAAGGAUCACUGGGUGUUGGAUUUCUAUGCCCCAUGGUGUGGCCCAUGCCAGCAAUUCGCCCCUGAAUUUGAAGUUCUUGCCAGGAUGAUGAAGGGAAUUGUGCAAGCUGGCAAAGUGGACUGUCAAGCACACUACCAGACCUGCCAGAGCGCCGGGAUCAAGGCUUACCCCAGUGUCCGAUUCUACCCCCACCUGGGCACCACACGGCGAGAUCAAGGAGGAGAGCAUAUUAACAGCAGAAACGCCACCGACAUCGCAGACAUUCUCAGACAGCGACUCCAGCAGCUAGCAUUACAGGGAAAGUCCUCCAAACUUAAAGAUGAACUAUAGGACACAUCUUGCGAUCCACAGAAGCUGUUGUAUGUGGAACGGUGAGAGUGAUGGGAGAAAACGCACACUCAUGAACUCAAUUUGAUGAGCGUGGGAGAUUUGUUUGAGUUUGUUUACUGCCAAAUGGACUGUAGAAAGGAGCGGCUUCACCUCAGCUACUUUAGAGGAGGGAAUCAGGACUCAACAAACACCUCUAAAUGUGUUACUGAUGCAGAAGAGGUCACCACAGUGCAAUUAUUUAUGACUCUGUAAUUUAUGAAUGUACGGUCAAGUAGUGUCUUCAUUUCCUCACACAGACUGUAUUUAUGACUGUAAUAAUAGAUGUAUUUUCUCACAGAUGCUCCAUUUGAAUUGGAUUUCUGUGAUUAAAUGGUCUGGUUAAAUACAAAGGAAUUGUAUUUUACUCGGUAUGGUCAAAUGUAAUUCGAGUUGGAUUUCGGGAAACUUUGUGAAAUUGGAAAUGUGCUUCUAGAAAACGUUUUAGUUCUGUCAAAACUAAAAACCAUCAUGGAGUUUGUUGUCAAACCAAAUUAUUGUAGAAGCAUAAAACUACACUGGCUAUAGAUGAAAUCUGUAGUUGAAUUUGUUUUCUACUGUUUUUAUGUUCUGUUUUAUUUCUUCUAACGGUUUGAGUUUCCAGCAGCUAUGUUUGUUCUCAGAGAUUCGUUGUACAAUACACUUUUUGUUUGUCUCGUUUUUUAGCUUUGUUUACUGAUAUUUCUGUAUUCAUAUUGUGUGAAUGUUCUCCAGGUGGCCACUAGGAGGCGGUGAUUUAACAUCAAUGGCUUCAAGUCCUGAUAGGCCAGUGAAAUGACAUGUUGCCAUUCAUUGUGAUGGAUAUUCACUAUAGUUUUGUAGAAACAACAGCUAUUAAACAUUACACAAUUCCUGUUUAUGCUGA